Messenger RNA from Dreissena polymorpha, 2075 nucleotides. RefSeq names its product tumor necrosis factor receptor superfamily member 16-like. Gene Ontology annotation, molecular function: signaling receptor activity; protein binding. Bases 248 to 1204 code for a protein of 318 amino acids. NCBI's taxonomy places the organism in Eukaryota, Metazoa, Mollusca, Bivalvia, Myida, Dreissenidae. The record is from RefSeq and is a predicted model, not a curated record. Gene Ontology annotation, cellular component: plasma membrane. The transcript has 4 exons. Gene Ontology annotation, biological process: positive regulation of JNK cascade; positive regulation of canonical NF-kappaB signal transduction.
AGACAGGUCAUGCAUUGGAGUGUGUAAACUCUAGAUAAUUUAUAAUGCUCAGGCUUUAUUAAAUAACUUGGCGGAUAGCCAAUAACCAGCGACAUGAUUAUCUUUGCCGCAAAUACGUAGUUUUGCAGUUUACAUUUACUGAAUAUUUUAUGCUUAAAACUGAAGGAACCAUUUGCGCGCGGACAUACUGUUUUCAAAAAAUGUAACGAAUUUUCAGGGAAAAUGCAAUAAUGCAGGAUGUGAAAAUAUGGAUCGAAUGUCAACAAAUGUCGUCUGCAUGUUUGCUGUGAUGUUACAAAUGUCGAUGGAGAAUGUACACGCGCUUAUGCCGCACUAUAUGAGUAUGAUUCAAUGUCCGGCACGUUCAUUCUAUGACGUCACUAGGACCGACAAGGACAAAUGCAGCCCAUGCAUGAUUUGUCCUGAAGGCUUCCAAAUCAAAGAAAACUGCACAGGAACACGUGACACCGUUUGCGAAAUAUGCGCACCGGGAACAUUCAAUGACGUCAAAGGCGGGAAGUGCCGGAACUGCAGCGUCUGCUUUCCUGGUCAGUACACACAGCGUCACUGCCGAGCGCAUAAAGACGCCAUGUGCCGGAAGUGUCCUCAGUUCACGUUUUCGAGCCGACCAAACGUGGGUGUUUGCAGAUACUGUAGGACUUGCUUUCACAACCAGGAAGAACUAUCACCAUGUCGGCGGAAUCGGGACCGGAAAUGCGGACGAUGCAAGACAGGUUUCUUUAGAAGACCCGGUGGCGGUGGGUGCCUGCAGUGCUCCCAGUGUCUACCGGAAGUCCUCGCACCUCGGGUUAAAGCCUGCAUGCACCAGAAGGUCUUAGAUCCGGAACAGACCUGUUUCCCAACGGAAGUGGCUGAAAUGGAUGCGAUGCCGCCAAUUUUAUUAGGGAACACGGGUGAUAUCUUAACGCAAGGAGCGACGAAAAGAUUGCAAACAAAUGAAGAACGGCGGACAACAAGAUCGCAAAAGGGAGAAGAGGGCAAACAAGUUUAUGGGUCCUUUCUUUCGACGACCCUUUUUACAACAACUGUUGAUGAUCUACCGGAUGUCUUUUCAUGGCGGAUUGCGGCGUGGACCGGAAGUACUGUCGCCAUAUUUGUUCUGCUCCUCAUUGCACUGUGUUUUGUCCUUAAAAAGAUCAAUAUUGACUUCAAGAGCGACCCGCCGUAUUUUGUGCGCCUUUGAAGUUUGUGAUUUCAACUAACGUAUUGACAAAUUUUCCCAACUCAUGUUUAUUUUCAACCGUUUUUCGAUCUCUUUCCGGUAAUCUGUGUGGAAGUCCAGAAAGGGUAGGGUAACUUUUUGUAACAGUUCCGAUAAAUUAAUUACUUUUACUAUUUGCAAGAGAGAUGGGAGGUGUGUUUUGUUAACAGUUACAUCAUUCAACGUUUUUAGCACUUAGAGUUUAUCGGAUUUGUGGUUGUAACGGAUAAAAUAUCUUGCGCAUAUGAACAGAUUUCUCAGUCUUGUGUUAAAGUACUUUUAUUAAUUAAGAGUGAUAAGUGUUCAUUAUUUUCGUUUAAACGUCCAUUUGCUAUUAAACUGUUUACGCGUUAUAUGUUUUAUUGCAGUGUAUACAUUUUCAUACACUUUUGACUUUAUAAUAUAACCAUAUGCUCACCCGACGCCAUUUAACAAAUGUUAGCAAAUUGGGGUUGUCCUUUCACAUUUCACAGAAUAUAAUACUCAUUAUAUCAGUAUAUAUAUAUUAUUCAUCUGAUAACGUUAGAUUUCGUAAAGAUAAUUGUUAUCACCAUAUUAAUUAAUAUUUAUCGAUUUGUGUAAUCGUCUUACAAUUUAAGUAUACAUCAUACAUAACGAUUGCGAAUGAAAACAAAAGUCUAAUGUUAUUUCACUUUAUCCGUUAGUAUGUUUCUUUGUUUUAUUAUCUUUUGUUAACUUGGUGAAGUUGUUUUAUUCUUUAAAUAUUGUUAAAUGUUGAACAUAAUACAUAUAAAAUACCAUAUCGUGAGUAUGGCUUUUUCUCAUCACUCGCUAUUUAUGGCUUCAAAUGGGAAUGAAUUAAUCGGGCGAAAUAAAGAUAUACAAUUGAAAA